Spea bombifrons (plains spadefoot toad) is the source of this 1841-nucleotide messenger RNA. It is a transcript of the gene EIF4A2, whose product is annotated as eukaryotic translation initiation factor 4A2. Bases 87 to 1259 code for a protein of 390 amino acids. Gene Ontology annotation, molecular function: RNA helicase activity; translation initiation factor activity; ATP binding. Gene Ontology annotation, cellular component: cytoplasmic stress granule. Gene Ontology annotation, biological process: cytoplasmic translational initiation. The transcript is spliced from 11 exons. The record is from RefSeq and is a predicted model, not a curated record. Lineage: Eukaryota; Metazoa; Chordata; Amphibia; Anura; Pelobatidae.
UUGCGCUUCGAAGUUGGUGCAGAAGAUGUCCGGUAGCUCCGCCGAUUAUAGCAGGUAAUAGCGGAGACCAUGGUGGCCCAGAAGGAAUGGACCCCGAUGGUGUUAUUGAGAGUAACUGGAAUGAAAUUGUUGACAAUUUCGAUGACAUGAACCUGAAAGAAUCUCUUCUGAGAGGCAUCUAUGCAUAUGGCUUUGAAAAACCGUCGGCUAUCCAGCAGAGAGCAAUAAUACCAUGCAUUAAAGGGUAUGAUGUGAUUGCCCAAGCUCAGUCAGGUACUGGCAAGACUGCCACAUUUGCUAUUUCCAUCCUGCAGCAGCUGGAGAUUGAUCUCAAGGAGACCCAAGCUCUAGUAUUGGCUCCCACAAGAGAACUGGCUCAACAGAUCCAAAAGGUGAUAUUGGCCUUGGGCGACUAUAUGGGUGCUACUUGCCAUGCUUGUAUUGGCGGCACAAAUGUUCGUAAUGAGAUGCAGAAACUGCAAGCUGAGGCUCCUCACAUUGUUGUUGGAACUCCUGGACGUGUAUUUGACAUGUUAAACCGGCGAUACUUAUCUCCCAAGUGGAUCAAGAUGUUUGUAUUGGAUGAAGCAGAUGAAAUGCUGAGUCGUGGGUUUAAGGACCAAAUAUAUGAGAUUUUCCAGAAGUUGAGCACAAACAUUCAGGUUGUCCUGUUGUCGGCUACUAUGCCAACUGAUGUGUUGGAAGUGACCAAAAAAUUCAUGAGGGAUCCAAUUCGUAUCCUUGUGAAAAAAGAAGAGCUGACACUUGAGGGUAUCAAACAAUUCUACAUUAAUGUUGAACGGGAGGAAUGGAAGCUGGAUACUCUCUGUGACCUGUAUGAAACUCUGACCAUUACGCAAGCUGUUAUUUUUCUGAAUACCAGAAGAAAAGUUGACUGGUUGACUGAAAAAAUGCAUGCACGGGACUUCACGGUCUCUGCUCUGCAUGGUGACAUGGACCAGAAGGAACGAGAUGUCAUUAUGAGAGAAUUUAGAUCUGGAUCUAGCCGUGUGUUGAUUACAACAGACUUGCUGGCUCGGGGUAUUGAUGUCCAGCAAGUUUCUUUGGUUAUAAACUACGAUCUGCCUACAAAUCGUGAGAACUACAUUCACAGAAUUGGUCGUGGAGGUCGUUUUGGUAGGAAAGGUGUUGCCAUUAAUUUUGUUACAGAGGAAGACAAGAGGAUUCUUCGUGACAUUGAGACUUUCUACAAUACUACAGUGGAGGAGAUGCCAAUGAAUGUGGCAGAUCUUAUUUGAGCCCUGGAUGAGAUUGAUCGCUUGGAUGCAGUACUUGCUGUUGCUGACGAGGCGAAUUGCGACGUGCAUUGUGCUGCUUUGGAAAUAUAUUUGAGUCUUGUCUCUAUGCUCAUAACGGAUCAGAAAUACAGAUUUUUGAGACGCGAAGAGACUGUAGUUGCCUGCUUUGGGAGGAAGGCUGUGGGCUUCAUCCUCUUUCCAGAGUUUAGACUGUUGGGGUGGGUUGUAAAGUGAUGGGGUCUUUACAUUUUCUUUUUAUUAGGAAUUUAUUUUCUAGUUCCACUUCAGUGGUUGUGUUAGAUGUUCUGUAUCAUUUAAUAAUUUACUUAUGGACUAAAAGGUAUAAGUGCUGUAUAAAAUCAGCAAAUUAUGUUAAAGUUGCAUAUACACCUUUAUUGUAUAUUUCAGAUGUAGAAUUCACUAAUGGUAUAUAGCAUAAUUUUAAUUAUAUAAUCAAUAAAGUGAUGAGUGAGUUUGCACUAGGCCCUGAAACCCCAACAAUCUGUUGUAUUGGCUUAAUUGUAAGGUUGCACAUGUCUUAUUGAAGUUUAAAUGUUUAAUAAAUUAUUCAGAUGUCAAGCA